Thalassophryne amazonica is the source of this 3048-nucleotide messenger RNA. RefSeq names its product SPRY domain containing 3 (gene spryd3). The record is from RefSeq and is a predicted model, not a curated record. The coding region runs from base 123 to 1373 and encodes 416 amino acids. Gene Ontology annotation, molecular function: protein binding. The transcript is spliced from 11 exons. NCBI's taxonomy places the organism in Eukaryota, Metazoa, Chordata, Actinopteri, Batrachoidiformes, Batrachoididae.
ACGGGGUGUGAUGUCACUAGAAAGCGCCGAAGUCUAGUUUCCAAAGUUUAUUAUGACAGCAAUGGAUAGUUGAUAAAUAUAAGCGAGUUUGUUUUAAGAUUUGUGAACAACCCAAAUAACAGAUGAAUGAUAUCAACCUACACCACAGAUACCUGAAUUGGAGACAUCGAAUCCGAGACAUGGGGGAGGGGCAGCCGCCACAGGAGAGAUACAUGAGGUUACUGAAGGAUGGAGACACUCUUAGUUACCAAGGGAACUCUGAAGAAGUCGGUUGCUAUGUGGCUCCCCAUCCUUUAUCAAAGGGAAAUUGUUACUUUGAGGUGACAAUAGUAGACACAGGGGUGAGGGGAACCAUUGCUGUGGGCUUGGUGCCUAAAUUCUAUCGACUGGACCACCAGCCUGGCUGGCUGCCAUACUCUGUAGCUUACCACGCUGACAAUGGCAAAUUAUACAAUGGCAACCCAGUGGGGCAGCAGUUUGGGCCAAAAUGUGCUCGUGGUGAUCGGAUUGGCUGUGGAAUACACUGUGAAAAUACUGAAGCAGGUUUUACAACAGUUUUUUUUACCAAAAAUGGCAAAGAGGUAGGUUCAGUGGAUGUUCCUGUAUCAGAGGAGGGGCUGUUCCCUGCUGUAGGGAUGCACUCCAUGGGGGAGGAGGUGAGGGUUGACCUGCAGGCUGAGUGGCUGCUGGAGGAAGAUGAUGGUGUGAUGAUGGUGGACAGCCAUGAAGAUGACUGGGGACGGUUGUUUGAUGUUCGGGUGAGCGGCACGCUUUUGGAGUAUGUUGGAAAGGGGAAAAGCAUCAUGGACGUGGGUUUGGCGCAGGCUCGUCAACCACUCACUACCCGCUGCCAUUAUUAUGAAGUAGAGAUUGUUGAUGCCGGGGAGAAGUGCUACAUCGCUCUGGGCCUUGCAAGAAGGGACUACCCCAAGAACAGACACCCAGGUUGGAGCCGAGGCUCAGUGGCUUACCAUGCCGAUGAUGGAAAGAUCUUUCAUGGCAGUGGAGUUGGAGAUGCUUUUGGGCCUCGCUGUUUCAAAGGUGACAUCAUGGGUUGUGGCAUCAUGUUCCCACGAGACUAUAUCCUGGAUGAUGAAGGUGACAUGGAAUACUGGGAUCAGCUGGAGGUUCGUCCGAGGAACGCAGCUGUCCAGAAUGUUCUGUACUUAAAUGAUGAAGAGGAGGAUGAGGAAGAUGGGGAAGCAAUAGAGCAUGGACAGGAUGGUAGGAGGGUUACGGUUUUCUUCACCAGGAAUGGGAAGCUGAUGGGCCGCAGAGAGAUGGCCAUCCCACCCGGUGGCCUCUACCCCACAGUGGGGAUGCUGAGCAGUGGAGAAAAGGUCAAGGUGGAUUUGCAUCCGCUGAGUGGAUGAGCUGAAACCCUGAAUACAGACUAAACUGCAAAUGUCCAGCUCCACUCUUGCACUGAUCACAGUCGCCUAGCAUGCUGCCCGGGGAACCGCUGAGUGCUCCUAUAACAUCGCUGUUAUUUUCCUCCACAUUGCUGCGGAGUUUACUGUCAACACAGCAACACCUGUUUGUCCCCCUGGUUGUGUAAAAACUGAAAAAUGCUGGAGGCCUUGCUUGUUAGAAGGUGCAGACGUCAUCAGCCGGAGCUACAAACUCUGGAGGGAAAUCUAAUCUGUUAUUUCUAUGCAAUCUGAAGUGCUGUCGCUCCUCAUUGUAUCUUCUUUCAGUCAGCUGUGGGACAUGUGGAGUGAACUCUUCACUCCCUCUUAUGAAGUCAGGAAACUUUAUAAUCCUUCUGGUACCCAUAAAAAUGUGCACCUAAGGAUGUGAGCAGUGAUGCUGCUGAUGCUUUAUGUGCACUUUACAUCUGGAAAGUAACGUAUAAUUCACAUUCGGGUUUACUUCAUUUGUACCAUCCUUAAAGGAAGUAAAGCAACACCAGCGGUUAUCUCCCCCUCCACACUCUCUCUCUGUCUCCCCCACUGUAUCUGUCUCCCCUGCUCUCUCGCCCACCCUUUCAUCUCUCUCUCCCCCACUCAAUUCAAUUCACUUUAUUAGCACGACUGUUUACAGUAUUGCCAGAGCACAAAGUAGAACAAAAUAUCACAUUUGUAUGAAGAAUAACAUGAACAGAUAAAAAAAAAGAAAUAAAAUAAAUCGGGCCAGUUAACUGAAAUUUUUUUUUUGGUGGAGGGGGGGCAGUGUGGGGGGUGAAAUCAGUCAACAUGGGUUGUUGUCAGACUCAUUGUCUCUCAUCUUGUUGUAGACAGUAACAUACUGCACAGCCAGUGAAGCCCUCUGUCCUCCUAACACAUGUGCCAAUUUAUCGAUGUCCAUUAGGGAGUUAAAAAUUGGGAUUUUCUCUGAAAAUUGUAAAACCGUACCUCUCUCUUGGCAGUUGGUAUUUUGGACAGUAGAGGAGGAAGUGCAUCUCUGUUUCGACCUCGCCAGUUGUACAGUGACCACAGAUCUACUGCUCUUUUGGAAGCCAUGUUUUUUUAUCUUUAUUUUUCUAUUUCCAGAUUGUGGUCACAUAUCCUGCACUUGGUCUGGAUUUGUCUCUGCUUUGUAUCUCUGGCAGUGAAGAGAGAGUGUGCAAAUUCGUAAUGUCUUUUUACUGUCAAACAGCAUUCUAAUUUGUGUUGUGAUUUGGUUUGAUUGUCCCAGAGUUCAAAAUAAUGGUUCUUACUUUGCUUCAUAAUUUGAUUGAUUCUGAUUUGACUUUGGAAAGCAUUGUUGGUCUGAGGAUCAUAGGUUAGUGUGUCAGUUAACCUCAGAACCAACUGACAGAGGGUUUCGGUUCCAGGGCUGACCUCUUGGGUUUUUAGUGCUUGAAAUUUCACUGAAUUUUGUGUGAUUGAUUUCAGAUGGAUCCAAAAUUUUUGAGAUCUUUUUUUGUACAUUUAAAGCCAAUGGGAAUCUGUGUACUUCAGCACUGCAUUCAUUUAUGGGCAUUUUCUUUUGAUCUUUGAGGAUACAGUGCAUCUAGAAAGUAUUCACUGCACUUCACUUUUUCCACAUUUUAUGUUACAGCUUUAUUCCAAAAUGGAUACAAUUCAUUUUUCCUUCACAGUUGAA